Messenger RNA from Anopheles funestus (African malaria mosquito), 8630 nucleotides. RefSeq names its product klarsicht protein (gene klar). The coding region runs from base 970 to 7437 and encodes 2155 amino acids. Gene Ontology annotation, cellular component: membrane. Lineage: Eukaryota; Metazoa; Arthropoda; Insecta; Diptera; Culicidae. The transcript has 16 exons. The record is from RefSeq and is a predicted model, not a curated record.
UAUAUACAUUUUGACAUAUCCAUUUUGACGUAUUGUGUUUCAAAACGUUGUCGCGGUCGGAUGUGUGUGUCGCGUUUUCCGCCUCCCCGGAACAGAAUAACAAUAAAAAAAAACCAUAAGAAAAACUUACAAAGAAUUAUGGACGCGCAGUGAAUAGUGCGUGCGAAGGGAAGAAGUGCGUGCGUAAAGAAGUGCCCAACUGGUACAGUGCUAAGAGUGAAGCAGUGUGAAGCACGGUGCGGAAAGAUUAUUCACAUUCUGAUUGAUUUGGAAGUGGAAGUGAAGUUCUAUGCAUUGUAGCGUUUGUGCCGUGUAAAAAGUUUUUUAUGAUGUGUGCAUAAAUAGAUAAGAAAUAAGCAUAAUUUUUGCAAUCUACAAUCGUCCCACAUUUUUUUGUCUUGUGGUUCUUUUGGAAGCAAUUUGGUGUGGUGGUUUGUUUAAUUAAUUUGAUUGCGUGUGUGCAAGUGUGUGUGUGUGCGGGCGAGUAUAUGUACAAAAAAGAAGAAGCAAUAGUUAAUGCAACAAAAGCAGACACAGGAUUCGAUCAAAAGACGCCGGAAGCUGCAAGCGAGAAGCAACAGAAGCAUAACAACGCAACACAACAGCAGCUGCAAAUGAAUAUUUUCCAGAAGUAGAAAAUAUUCAUUUUGUGGCGUGCAAACGAAAGGCACUCGCAGCAGAAAAAAUGUCGGUUUCGUCGCAGGAUUGCUGCUAUCCAGCGCUCAGCGUCCCGCUGGUCCACUUCUUGUGCCACUGAGAGGUUUGGAACCAAGCGUGGUGGAAUAUUGCUACAAUCCGUGCACUACUGGAACUAACCGAGAAGCUAGUCGUCUGUGAAAGGAGUACGUGUUGCCAACGCGUGGAAACGAAGUGAUCCCAGUGGUUUCUAGAAGGAACCUCGACUCGAUUAUUGUGUAGUGGAGUGAUCGAGAGUGUCAUUUGGAGGUGGAUAAUCUAGCAAAAUACGCCAUGAAACCACCGAGCAUUGAUAUGUCAUCAGCCACUAGCAACAACAUCAGCAACACGAUCAGAUCACCUCCGGUAGCUUCUUCACCAACGAUAGUGACACCUAAUUCUAUUGUAAAUAGUAGCAAUAACAUAUGCAGUGGCAUAAGUGGAACUGGCCCUGGUGCUGGAGGUGUAGGGUCAAGUAGUAGCAGCAGCAGCACGACAACUCCUACGCAUACUGCUAACGGAGGUGGAACGUGUGCUGUACCGGGUACAACUGGAACCACCAACAACAGUAGCAGCAGUGCGGGAAAUAGUCCGAGCUGUUUUAUCAAGCCAUCGCUUUCGUUAAACUCACUACCACCACAGGGACCUCCCGAAGGAUCAGAGAUGGCCCAACAUAGGCUUCGCAUCGAUAGGCCUUAUAAUAGCUUAAAGAAAAAACGCGACACAGAGCGAGAACUGUGGCGAAGAUCAUGGGGCAGUGGACACAGUCAUAGCUCGUGCAGUUUGCAAAGCAGCACCACUAACACUGGGCUCGGCAAGGACGAUUUCUGGGCGGCCUUGCAAACGAAUUACAACUUCAUAAUGGACACCAACCUGCUCGACAGUUGUCGAGAGGCUCGUGGCGAGAUAGAGGGGCCCGUCUUUCGGGAUGACCUCGAGGAUGACGUCAACUGCUGCCGGAAGGCACUGUUCAAACCAGCACAAACGCAUCGCUUUUACGGCGACCCGCGUUUGUUGCGACAAUGGAUCAAAGAGAUGGAGAACCGAGUGGCCAAAGUACCGUCGGUUACUGAAACCAAGAGACUGAGUAUCGAGCAGCUGCAGAAGCUGGCAGUAGAGCACGGGGAAAUUUAUCGUGAAAUCAAAUCGAACUCCCGGGCAGUAGCAGCUUGCAUUCGGAGCUACGAACGUGACCGAAAAUCAGCCUCGUCUACAUCCGGCAAGGGAUCCCUCACGCCGGAAGUCGAAGCAUCGCUCGGAAGCAGCAACACCACCAGUGGCCAUAAUAGUAAUAGUGUAGCAUCAACCGCUGAAGGCAAGGGCAAGGAGAACGGAGGCGGUGGAGUGAAAGGAUUAGAGCGACGCUAUCAUCUGCUCUAUCUGAAAGCCUUUGAGAUACAGUGCCUUUUGGAAGGAUUAUUGGAUAGCAAGACUUCGAGCUCUGAUAAUAACGCGAGCUUGUCGGACACGGAUGAAGAGCCUGCUAACAAACUAGCCCGCGUUAGUAGCUCUAGCAUCAAAUCUCAGGGUUCUAAUCACAUCGAGACAUUGAAUAAUGAAGAAUGGGUUAAGGUAAAGAAGCUAUCCAACGCUGGUUUCGAUGCCGAUUCAGAAGGCAGCGAUAGUGAAAUUGUGCCCAACAUUAUUGCCUACAGUGGAGCGGGCAACGCCUAUAACAGUAGCGGUAGUAGCAGCCAGAAGCAGGACCUCCAAUAUCACCCGGGUACGGGUAGCAUUAGCAGCAGCGUAGUAGCAUCAGCAUCCUCACCUAGCUCGGGUAAUCUUAUGAUGGAAGCAGAUAUUAACAACCUUUCAACGACCACGACACUUUCCGAUGCCACGACACUGACGACGACCAGCUCGAAAGCAGCCGAAGCCACCCCAGCCAACGCAGCGACCGUGCUCAAGGAGAACAUUCUGAACAACAACAAUACAACCCAAGAGAGCGAUAAAUCAAUCAUCGAUUGCGAUUUGGUGGACGGUGGAACCCUACUGAGCAGCACCCUCGACACGGUCAACAAUAAUGCACUCGUAAAUGGUAGUGCAACCGUCAAGGAACACACGGAACGUGCUGUCAGCAAAGGAGCGUCACUCCGCCAUGUAAAAUCGUCCUCACCGAUAGGAUCAUCGGGCAAGCAGAAGCGCACGAAAGUGAGCGAUUCGUCCAAAUUUAACCGGUCAAACCGUAAAUCGAAAAAUUGCGCCACGUUUUACUUCAAACAUCGGGACACGGACUCGGAACUGAACAAGGAUUCGAGCGAACGAACCAAGUCGGAUGAAUCGUCACCCAGCACAUCCUCACCGUCCGCUUCCUCGUCCGAAGGUGACGACGAAUGGGUGUACAAUAAUGGUGAGCAGGAAGAUGACGAUGAGCUGCUAGCAGUGAGAAAGCGUAGUGAAGAAGCGCGUGAAGUCGGCGAAGAAGAGAAGGAAAACAAACCGAAAGCUCAAGUGGAUAAGCAUCAGCGGGAAGAACUGGGAACGGGUGCCUUAAAGAUGACCGCCGGCAGGGAACCGAAGUCGAAGAAGAGUUUGGAUUUUUCGCGGGACACGACACAAAAAGGUGGAUCUUCCACGCCGAAUGGACGCAACGGAGGACGAUCGUUGAUGAUGACGUCGAUUGGAAGUUUUGGCAAAAGCGCUGAUGGCGUCAACAGUGCCAAGAGAUCGAAGCCACCGCAGUAUGCAACCAGCUCGAUCCAAAGGUUAGUGCUGCAUGCCGAAGCAUUGGUGCGUGACGAAAUUUUCGCCAAAAACGCAGCUGCAGCUGCUGCUGCGGCUGCGGCGGGCACGGGCAGUACGCCGAAAACGGUGGUGAAAAAUCCCAACUACUACCAUCAUCAUCAUCAUCAUCACCAUCAUAACUACAGUGCGAACAAUAGCAGCAGUAAUAACAGCAACAGCAGCCAUCAUCAGCCACACCACCACCAAACGUCAUCGUUGCCAUCGUUGCCAGGUGUUGGGGUCGGACCGGGCGUUGGUAUUGCGAGCAUUAUUGCAUCGCACGAACCCCAACCGAGACACGGUGCCACCGCGCACAGCCAGCAUCAUCACCAUCACCACCAUCACGGUCACGGUCGAAAGGCGGAGAAAGCCAUGAGCAAUCUGAAGAUGAAUCUGAUCGAGGAAUGGCUUGAGAAGCAACCGUUGGAUGCGCCGGUGGCGGCUCCACUGCUACCAGCCUCCGUACCGACGACCGACUGUGAAGCAUCCGGCGAGUACACCGAUUCGGAUUCGAUCGCACGCGACACGGACAGCUCGGAAGGUUUGGCCAACUCGGUUGCCACCUGUCUGCAGGGUGAGCAGACCCAAACGUCCCAGGAGUUGCUAAACGAUGGCACAUCCUACCCGUCGGAGAACUCAAACGAAGUCUCUAACGACGAUGAAGGCGUUGCAACCGAUUCGAAAGGCGGAAGCUCUGCCGCAAUGACGAGGACGACGACGACCACCUCAACCGCAGCAGGAGUAACGGCCGCUAGCUCAAGCCCUUCGCUACCUAUUUCGGUUGCACACGGUGGUCCUACUAACAGCGGCAGCACAUCAACGGUAGUGAAGCGUAGACCGCACCGUUCAGCUACCGAUCGGCCCUGGUCGGUGUCGUGCAUGUCACAGCUGAAUUCAUCCGGCGUGGAAAUUAAUCAGUACGGUGGAACGGACAGUGGAAGCGGCGGUGCAACAGACCCUGCCACCCAUCAGAAGGGUGCGAGCAGCAGUGGUGGUGACGGUAAUGACAACAGCAACCGACCGUUGACGGAUCAUCGAAACUUUUCGAUCAGCGAAUCGGCACUGAACACGAUGUCCCGCAGUGGUUCGUCGAUGGUUGGAGCUCGCGGCAGCAUGAAACCGACCUCCAGUCAGCAAACCGUCGUGCGCAACUCCGAAAGCAAGGGUUCGCUCAAGAAGCGCAAGCUAAGGCCGCGUCGUAAGAAUCGUAUCGAUGAAUCAGGCUCGGAUGAAUCGCAACCGCCUCAGCACAGCUCCUCGACAUUGCAUCUGUUGCAGCAGUCAUUACUACUACAGUACAACGCAUUAACCGGUGGCAGUGGACAACCGUUGCGUGAGAUCCAACUCUCCGGUAGCAACAGUAGUGUGGCGGGCGUUGCAAUCACUACCAGUGGCAGUCGGCGGUUGCUAAAGUCGGAGUCAUUUUCUGGUCGUUUGCGGCUAUCCGACGAUUUGCUUACGUUGUCCUCACUGUCCGGUUCUUCGUCGCGGAAGUCAUCCUCCGUACGGCAGACGUCGGCUCGGUCGACGAAACGUUCGCAGGACAGUGAAGAAGAGUUCGGGUGCCCGAUGGCGAAGCCCGAGUUCCGGAUCGGUUCACUGACACGCACACGGUGCGGCAGUCUCAAUCUAGGAUCAUUAGCAGCACUUGCUAAUUAUAAUCUAGAUGGUGUAGAGAAAACGGAAACCGAUCUGAACGGAACCGGCACGGGCACGGAGGAGAUGAGCAGCUUCUCGGAACAGGCGUGGGAUAAUUAUCAGGAAAAAUACAUGUCCGAACCGUACUCGGAAGACCGUGACACGGAUGCGGCCCGGCGGUUGCUUGACUUUGGCGAUGACUAUCGGAACUUUAUCGACUCACAGUCGGACUGUGCAUCGUCGUCUCUGUCGGCGGCUAACAUGGACUCACUUUCGCCACCUCGGUUCCGUCUGAAGUCAGAAUCGGCCAACAAGUUGGAGAUCAAUACUAACUCGCUUAAUCGUCGAAAGCGAUUGGAUGAGUACCGAAUGGACGAUCGAUAUGGCAACAACAUGAAUUCUUGGUCCAGUAAAUCUGGCAGCCCACCGCAAUCGUCGGCCAACGUGAGUGCACGAAAGCACGGUUCGCUUUCGUUCCUCGAGGCAACACCGCUCGCAACAAUGGUUGAAUCGAACGUACCGAACGGGUUGAACGCUGGUUCCACUGGUGGACCCCGUCGGCGUUCGUUGCGUUCGGUGGACAAGCACAACUCGUCGGCCGCAUUCGUGCGCUCGCUGUCGCACGAAACGAGCAGCAGCUCGAACAACGAGUUCGACGAGGACAUGGAGGCAGAGGUGAAGAAGCUGCUGAUCCAGAGCAAGAUCCGAUUCGCAAACACCGAAGCGUUGAAGGCCAAGUGCCAUCUGCUGAAGCCGGACGACUACAGCGAAAUCAUCACCACUUGCCGGGAGAAUGUCCGCUGCCUGGAGUCGGUCCUACGCUGCCAGCCGGGCACGGUGCUGACCGCUGCCAAGUGCCAAGAUUUACGAGAUACAAUCGUCUGCUGGGAAGGACUGCUCAACUGGAGCGAGCGACGUGUGAUCAGCAAUCAGUUCCUGGAUGACAUACGUGCCCUGAAGGAUGUACUGGAAGAGCUGGGUAGCAAGACGUUCAACAUCUGUUCCGAGUCGCACAUCCAGCUGGCGAUCGAUCAAUUGAAGAAUGAGCACAAAGUUCUGCAGAACCAACGGCCAAAAAUGCUCACGCUGAACGCAACCGUACACAACUGGGUGUCGAACCAGGAGCAGCAACGGAAGGAAUUGUUGGACCCGUCCGUUGACACGCGGUUGGAGGAGCUGGAGCGGGACAAGAACUUUGAACGCUGCAUUGGUGGCCACUGUGGUGAAUGCUACGAUUGCCUGAACGAUAUACGUCUGGAUACGUCGGUCAAUCGUGAGCUGAAGUAUGGUAUUACCACCCUGUACAGUACCUGGGAUGAGGCUGAAGUGCGGCUAAGAAACCGGAUCGAAAAUCUUACCACCUCCAUGAUGACCUGGAAGCAGUUGGAGGAUGGCUUAAGCGAUUUUCGCAACAUUCUGGAUCGGGAUCGUGGAAAACUUCAAGGCAUUGAAGGUGCCCUCCAGAGUGGUGGCGGUACUACCGAGGAAAUCGUGAACAGUGUCAAGGAGGUGGUGAAGGCACUCUCGGAGAAGGUGGAUCCGCUUUUUCAGGAUCAACAGAACGGUGCUAUCAACGAGUGUGGACAGUUUCAAAACCAGCAGCAAGAGUCGCCCCAGGAGAACCUGCAGCUAUUGGCUCCGGUUCUGCCGGCGAGUGUUAAGCUCUCGUCUAAUGGUUCUCUGUCUGAUAGUGGUAUUUCCGAUGGUGGUGGCAUGUCUGAUGGCAGUCUAUCGGAGCGUGAGCGACGAUUGAACGCCCUUAAGCGACUAGUGAAGCAGCUGGAAGUAGCGCUCGCGCCCGGCAGUGACGCAAUGCAGACUAUAACGAAGCGUCUCGAAAUGGCGGAACACGAUUUGCGCUCGCUGCAGAGCACGUGUCGUAAAAUCAUCAUGAACGAGAAGAACCACCAUGAGCAACAGCUACAGCUGCAGCAGCUUAAGGAGCGUUCCCCAGGACGGGACUCUGCCGAUGGAAAUAACAAUAAUAGCGUGUCAGUGAAAAACAAGAACAAGAAAUCACCUUCACGCAAAAAGCAUCGAAAUGGUACACAGAGCCGCAGCCAGUCAAACACAUCCGCCGAGGCAACGGAAAACGAAGACGACGAGCAGUUGUUGUACCAGCAGCAUCAACACCACACCCAGGAAGAAUUACAGCGGGAGCAACUGCUGGCAAUGCAGAAAUCUGCCCAACUGGGAAUCGUUCAGACGACCAAGAUGAAGCUGUCGCAGAACCGCUGGGUAUGGCGCAUUACCAAGAUCGCCGUACCCGUCCAGCUGGCCCUGGUAUUGGUGAUGUGUGCGGCCUGCUUUUUCGAACCACACUGCUGCGAUGCGCUCAACACGUACUCGAUGAGUUUUACGCCUCAGUUACGGUACAUGAAGGGACCACCUCCGAUCUAAGGACGAUCAGCGAAGGUGGAAACUGCCCACCGUACGGUAAAAUGCAUCCGCCAAUACGUUACGUACGCAGCGGGUGCGGAAUGUACGCGUGGGCACUUUUAAUGUAUUGGAUAGAUUUUUAUAUCCUGGAGAUAUAACGUUGGUUGAUUAGUUUCUAACUAUAUAGUAUGGCUUUCAAGCCCGGUACCAUCCAAGGAUGGUCUGGCGAAGGUCGUAAUACUUCCAAUCAUGUUGCUAUAUAUUCUUACCAUUAUUAUUUCCUUAAUGUUCUUCCUAUGUUCAUUAUCUUGUCAUCUUUAUUCUAUAAGGAUUCCUGCAUAGGUUCUAUAUUUUCUAGUAUUUUAAUCUAUUUUUUCUCUUUCAAUAGAAUCUAUAUUUAUUAGUUCGUUAGCUUCGAAUGAAAUGUACAAUUCUAUUCGUUCGCUCGGUCGUUCGUUUAGUGAUGUUAUUUAAUCGUUUGCAUCGUUUAAGAUAAAUGUGUAUGAAUUAAUGGUCUUCUUUCAAUAAGUUUGAUUGAUUAUCUACCAACAUUGUCAACAAAGGGCAAUAGUUGUAAGAUAAUUUAUAACUUUUCUAUUUCUUUUUUCGCAUUCAUCGUUUUCAUUUCCAACACAACGUAUUUUUCACCUUCCAUAAACCUUAUUGUACCACAGUAAGAAAUACUAACAGUAAGUGUAAUGUUUCUAACAAAGCAAACAACUAAAAAAAAAACAUAAUUAAGAGCAUAUGGCAACGGAAAACAAACGCGCAGUAUGUUCUACAAAACACAACGAAAUCAAAACAGUGCCUUGAAGAAGAGGACAGUAACAGUAGCAGCAGCAACGGUUGUGGAACUCAUUCCCAACCAAACUUACAUAAAUCAGUGAAAAGACUGUGUUGUUUUUUAUUUGCAUAGAAAAGGCGAUGUAAUUUUACAUACAUAUUUCCAUUUCCAGUGAUAAUAGCUUCUCUCCUUCCGUAGUACAGUUUAAUCGGGUUUGCUGUUUAACGCAAAACUGAACAAAGAAGAUAGUAUAAAAGCAGAGAAGAAGAAAAAAACAGUAACACACUGCCGUUUUGUGAUUUCGGUCGCACGCUACUUAUUGCCUGCGCGCUUGUAAGAUGUUUCCUUGAGAAUAAUGUCUCGAUGCUAGGAGUAUUUUCUGUCUCUUUUAUCUUGAAUGAGACACCGGCGUCCUAAAAUUGUAUAUUUU